This is a messenger RNA of Xylona heveae TC161, 1518 nucleotides long. Its product is annotated as histone acetyltransferase ESA1. Gene Ontology annotation, biological process: regulation of DNA-templated transcription. The transcript has 6 exons. Lineage: Eukaryota; Fungi; Ascomycota; Xylonomycetes; Xylonales; Xylonaceae. Bases 1 to 1518 code for a protein of 505 amino acids. The record is from RefSeq and is a predicted model, not a curated record. Gene Ontology annotation, molecular function: histone acetyltransferase activity.
AUGGCACCGAGAGAAUCCUCUCAGGACCCUGUGGGAACGCCAGAUCCCGUCGAGAAGGGGUUCGCUACCCUUGCCACUUUACGGAUCGGUGUCAAGGCCUUUGUGGACAAGGAUGGCGAAAAACGCAAGGCAGAAAUUUUGUCUAUUCAGCAACGGAAGGGUCAACCUUAUUACUAUGUCCACUACGAAGAGUUCAACAAACGUCUAGACGAAUGGAUUCAAGCCGAGCGCAUUGACCUUUCAAAAGAGGUCGAGUGGCCUGCCCCGGAGAAGCCGGAGAAGAAGAAGACUGGAACCACGCAGUCGAAAAAUUCCAAAGCAGAUUCUAAAGUGCCCAAGGGCCAGAAAAGACCCCGGCCUGGCACCAGCUCCGAGGCGUCUGCUACUCCUGAAGCCACUUCUGCUAACAUCCCCGGCAAAGCACCCCGACCUUCCAAAGCUGGGGGCAAGGAGAACAGCGAGUCUAUUGCUGUCGUGCAGACCGAAGUUCUCGAUGGGAGUACUCGGCUAGACGACGAGGAAAUCGACCUUGAGGAUGUCCAAGAUGCCGCUGCUGCUGCCAAAGCUGCUGCGCCUGAAACCUUUUCCCGGGAGGAGGAAAUCGAAAAACUCCGCACAUCGGGGUCAAUGACUCAGAACCAGACUGAAAUCUCACGUGUACGAAACCUGACCCGAAUCCAAAUGGGUGCCCACGAGAUUGAGCCCUGGUAUUUUUCUCCAUACCCGAUAGAGUAUACCGAGGAGGACAUGAUGUAUAUUUGCGAGUUCUGUCUCUCGUAUUUUGGCGAACUACGACAGUUCGAACGACACCGAGCAAAAUGCACCCUGCUGCACCCCCCAGGAAACGAAAUCUAUCGAGACGACUACAUUAGUUUCUUUGAAAUAGACGGCCGGAGACAGCGGACUUAUUGCCGCAACCUGUGUCUGAUAUCAAAACUCUUCCUUGAUCAUAAGACACUCUAUUACGACGUCGAUCCCUUUCUCUUCUACUGCAUGUGUACCCGCGACGAAUACGGCUGUCAUCUCGUCGGCUAUUUCUCCAAGGAAAAGGACUCGGCGGAGGGGUACAACUUAGCUUGUAUUCUCACGCUUCCUCAACACCAGCGCAAGGGAUUUGGUCGCCUGCUCAUGGCCUUCUCCUAUGAGCUUUCCAAGCGUGAGGGCAAACUAGGAAGUCCAGAAAAGCCACUCAGUGACUUGGGUCUUUUGGGAUACCGUGCGUACUGGCAGGAAACUGUCAUUGAUAUUCUCAUGGAGGGUCGCUCGGAAGUCACGGUUGAAGAACUCAGCGCGCUGAGUGCAAUGACAACGAAUGACGUGCUUCAUACUUUGCAAAAUCUUAACAUGUUACGAUAUACGAAAGGACAACACGUCAUUGUACUUACCGAUGCCGUCGUCGCUGCCAAAGAAAAGCAGAAAGAAAAGGAAAAGCUGAAAAAGAGACACAACAUCGACCCGGAGCGGCUGCAGUGGAAGCCGCCCGUCUUUACCGCAGCCUCGCGAACAUGGAAUUGGUAG